AUACAAUUACAACCAAAAAAGAAAUAAGAUAGAAAGAAACAGAGAUUGUACCAAAAAAAGAAAAAAAAGAAUCAGAGAGAUAGCGAGCGACGAGGUCAAAGCAAAUCGUGCAAAGAAACCCUAAUUUCUGUUUCUUUCUAUCUUAGGCAAACCCUAAUAAGAUAGAAAUUAGGGUUUCUCAGCAAAUCGUCUCAGGCAAACCCUAAUUUCUCAGCAAAUCGUAAACCCUAAUUUCAUGGCUUCGAGUUCCGUGAAACGGAAAUUGGACGGCGAAUCGUCUCAUUCACGGAAACGGAAAAAGGCCGAGGUCAAACUUGAUGAGAUUUUGGCAACUUUGAAAGAUGCUGACGUUAAGGACGACGCCGCAUACAUGUCAAAGUUGAACAGCUACAGAGAAGCUAUGAAUCUUCUCCUGCUUUCUGAUACUGCAACUCUGAACUUGAUUGUGGAUGAAGGGUUACUAAAUGUAAUAGUAAACCACAUCAAUGGGCCAUCUCCGCUAAUGUGUAGGCUUUGCUGUAAAGCUCUUAUGCGGUUCCAGUCUGAGGAACAUAAACGGCUAAUUUGUGAUACCAAUGUGAUCAAUAACAUCAUGAACGCUCUAAAGAGGAAUCUACUUGUGGAACCCACAACUGAUGUUACCAAAGCAGUUUGCAUAAUGAUGGAUGCAGUUGGCCAUCUUGCUGAUAUCCCAGAAAGCUUUCAGAUAAAUGGUGUGGUUCAAUUAUUUCACAAAUCUUUUGAAAAUUCAGUAAAUAUAAAAGAGAAAGUAUCUGCGUUGCGUGUGCUAGAAAAGCUUUCAUCUCACGAUGCCAAUUCCAAGGAGAUUAUUGCUAUCGCUCCGAAUAUUUUUUUGCCUUUGGUUGAUAUGUUGGUGUGUAAGGAUGAAGAAAUUCAUCGUUCCGUGUUUCGGUUGAUUGUGAAUCUAUUGGUCUUUUCUCCUGAUUUAGUAAAUUGCGAGGGUUUUCCAACGAUCCAGAUAUUUCAACUUGCUAUUAACCUAAUCGGAAAUGUCAAAACCUCCGAAGACACGGUAACUUUGGGACUGAGUGUCAUUUUUCAGAUAAUCAAAAAGACAGGAGAAUAUAAGAGUGUAGCACAGCUUGGACUUAUUCCAUUGUUGAUGCAAACACUUAAAUCUGGUAAUGAAGAGAUCAGACUAUAUACUCUCGGGUUAUUGUGGAUGUUAGGAAAGGAUUUUCUUAACCAAGUAGCAAUCGUAAAAGGUGGCGCCUUAAUGGAAUUUAUCAAUCUUUAUGGCGCAGAAGAUGAGCUUAUGCGAAGAAGAAUCCAUGCGCUUCUCUUUUGUUUGGCCAAGAAUGAGGUUAUCAUAUCAUACUUCGUUACUGAAGGUUGUGUUGAGAAACUUUUGGAACUGCAAGGAGGGGUUUACGGUGAUUUUGUUAGUAUCUCAUACACCUAGACUCAUCGUUUAUACUUCUAUUCCUCAGAUACCUAUAACAACCAAUUUAUCCCACUAAGUGGGGGUCGGCUACAUGGAUCAAAUUACGCCAAUAAAAAUUAAAAAGUGGGGGUCGGCUACAUGAAUUUUGUGAAGAGCAAUGCUGGAAAGGUGCUUCAAAGGCUGCAGUUCUACCACCAUCAUGUGUUGUGGAAAUUGUUGCAUUUGAUGAGAGAAUCAAAAAAGCCAUGCAAUAAGCAUCUUCGACUACGAAUUGCAGUGGCUCUUGCUCACUUUUGCCGACCGAUUGAUUUCAAGCUAAUUUUUAUUGACAGUCUAGGUUUGGAGUUUCUCACUGAAAGCCUUCUUAGUUCUGGACAAACUAAUCAUAUAGCUAUGGCAUUACACAAGUUGGCAAUUAAAGUCUUGCGUGCAAUGAAUGUUCAAGCUCCUCCAACACAUAAUAUCACGGUGGAGAAUGUUUACGCGCAAUUGAAAGCUUCCAUAGUGAAUUCUGACCAUGGAGUUACAGAAGCAUGCAUGUAUUUUGGGUUAAGGAACUUUAGAGAGCUUGCUAUGAGGGAACCAUUUUUUGUUGAAGAGUUAUGUGAAGUGAGCAGAGAUUACUUGGAGCGGUGCAUUUUACAAAUAUAAGAGAAGUUGGUAUUGGAUGAAAGCAAACUCUUGUUUUGUUUUACUUGCAUUUACUAAACAAUUCAUUUGAGAUUAGGUCUAAGGAUUAGUUCUUGAGAUUAUGCCUUUAGUUUUCUAUGAUAAUUAAAAAUUUCUGACUUUUGAAAGUUGCAAUACCAAUUAAAUUUCUGUGAUUAGUAAACUGUAGGAUUUCUUUGAUUAUUA
Molecule: messenger RNA, 2260 nt
Organism: Medicago truncatula (barrel medic)
Lineage: Eukaryota; Viridiplantae; Streptophyta; Magnoliopsida; Fabales; Fabaceae
Exons: 13
Coding region: 236-1423 (395 amino acids)
Source: RefSeq, a predicted model, not a curated record